AUGCUAACCGAAAUAAUCAAUGCGAAACGCAAUAUCAAGAGAUAUUUAUUAGAUGUGCCCAGGAUGAAAAAAGUUGAAACAGAAGUGCUCGGCACACCGAAGUCGUCAGCACUCCAAAAUCGAAAAGCAGUAGUAUUUUAUUAUGGCAAUGCCAAAUAUAAUUCUAUAUGUAGCUGGCGAGGAAAUUAUACUGGCAAGGCUCUAGGCAUCUCAAGCCAUGAAGAACCUUGGCCGCAACCCAUAAUUCCAACGUCUACCCACAGCAGAAAGUGA
Pseudocercospora fijiensis CIRAD86 is the source of this 273-nucleotide messenger RNA. RefSeq lists its product as uncharacterized. The record is from RefSeq and is a predicted model, not a curated record. NCBI's taxonomy places the organism in Eukaryota, Fungi, Ascomycota, Dothideomycetes, Mycosphaerellales, Mycosphaerellaceae. The transcript has 4 exons. The coding region runs from base 1 to 273 and encodes 90 amino acids.